Molecule: messenger RNA, 1897 nt
Organism: Paramormyrops kingsleyae
Lineage: Eukaryota; Metazoa; Chordata; Actinopteri; Osteoglossiformes; Mormyridae
Source: RefSeq, a predicted model, not a curated record
GGCAGAGCUGUCACGAUGCCUUGCCGAUAAAGACACCCUGGUCAUUUCUGAUUUUCACCUGCCAACUUGCAUUGUUGGAGUGGUGGCAGCCGGGGGCGACUUAGUUGGUUUUCCAACUCCCAAAAACAAAAGAAGAAGAUGGAGAAAAGGUUUGGCCAGCAGCUUGUUAUUCCAAACAUCUAAGCUGUGGCUGCAAGUCUGGAGUUGAAAACACAGCGGACAGAACAAUGGCCGCGACAGAUUUACAGCAGGAGAACUUCACCAUGAAGCUGCUGCUGAUCCUGGCCGCCUCUGACAUCUUGUGCCUCAUCAGUCUGCCAAUGUGGAUCUAUGAACUUUUUUACGGUUGGAGUUUUGGUGAGACAAGCUGCAAACUGAUGAUGUACAUGGUCUUCUGCAGCUUGUAUGGCAGUUUACUAAUGGUCACCCUGAUGAGUGUGCAGCGCUACGUACAGGUUCUGUACUCCCAGUACUGGGUGAGACUGCGUGGGACUGGGGAGAAGGUGCUGCUGGUGAUUGUGUGGGUGGUGGCCUGUGUCUUCGCCUCAUAUUCGAUUGUUCUGGGGAAGGUAUUGAUGGAUGACCAAAUUCCCCAGUGCAAAACCAACUACAGCUCAGAUGGGCAGAGAUUGGCUGUAUUGCUCUCUCAGACAUUGCUGGGCUUUGUGAUUCCUUUUUCUGUCAUGGUCACAUCUUACUGCUGCCUUCACAGAAAAGUGAAGCAAAGAACCUUCUUCAUUAACCAGAGGAUGAAAAGACUGGUUAUCAGCAUUGUAGUAACCUUCUUCAUAUUCUGGAUUCCAGUACAUGUUGCCAAUGUGGCAGAAAUAUUUUCUAUCUUGCUAAAAUCAUCCCACCCGGCUGCAUCAACCAAACUGGAGAAGUUUUGCAGUUUCAGUGAAAACAUUGUAGGAUCUCUCAGCUUCAUUAAUAGCUGCAUAAACCCAUUCCUGUAUGCCUUUGCCUCACGAAACCGUCGUCAGGAUGCAACUCCAUCCAGGAACAUGCAGGAUGUCUCCACUAGCAACCUCUGAUUCAUCUGACUUCACCCUAUUCAUCUUUUCUUAUUUGGUGUCAGAAAUUUCUGAUUAUGUUUUAGCCUGAGACUUUAUUUGUGAUCGUUAAUGUCACAUUUAAAUAAUGAGUUUGUAAAAGUUGAGUGACAUCCCUGUGUCUCACUUGUGCUUUUGUGCUGGUUCAUUUUAAUUGCAACAGGUGUCAUUAUCUUGAGCUUAGAAAAUACUUAUUUCUACAGGAACUUUGAGGCUACCCACUAAGCCCCUAUGCUUACAUAAAAUUCAUAACAAGGGUUAAGUAAUUCAGAGGUGUCUUCACGCCAGGAGCCAUGAUAGAAUAUGUUAGCAGUGAAGCCUUCCUCCCCUCAGAGGCUUUGUACUGACUGGGUCAGCUCUCUCAGCCUCAGUGGUUGGCUGUGAUCUUGUAUUGGUUACCAGUGACAGAAAUCAUACCACAAUCAUAGUGAAGGUGCACUAUGUUGAGAUUUCUAUUUUUCAUGCUUUACAUUUUGUGACACUGCAUGGAAAUAAAAAUUUGUUUGAGCAAUAGUGUAAUUUCUCACUUGUGACGUUCACUGUGUCACAAGUUCCUGAGAGCUUCCACUUCAGGAAAUAUCUUUUGCAACCUGAGGCUGUAAAUAUAAGAAAAUGUUGAGACGAAAAGUUUAUGUUAACAACUGGUGGAGGUGCGACAAGAUUCCAUCAGGGAUAAGAUCACUGUAUAAAAUGCAGAGUAACAAGGAGCAUGUAAAUAAUGAAAACACAAGCUAUUGUGGUAUAUGAUUCCACAUGAGUCCAUGACCAUGAGAGAGUCCAUGUCCUGUUUGUUGAUGCUACAUCACCUGAACUGAUCAUAAAAAAUAAAGUAUGAAGCUGCCUGG